Argiope bruennichi is the source of this 400-nucleotide messenger RNA. RefSeq lists its product as uncharacterized. The transcript is spliced from 3 exons. The record is from RefSeq and is a predicted model, not a curated record. The coding region runs from base 88 to 366 and encodes 92 amino acids. NCBI's taxonomy places the organism in Eukaryota, Metazoa, Arthropoda, Arachnida, Araneae, Araneidae.
UCCUGUCACAAACAGCAGUAGCCAUGUCCAAGCCGACGGUAGUAGCCUUUACCUUCGGGAUGGUCAUUCUCAGUAUUCAGGUCCUGCAUGCUUGCCCUCGGUCAUCUUCUGGUUUGUAAAUGCAAGCAAUAUGGACAUGCAUGUUUAGGAGGUCACGGGAAAAGAUCAGAUAUUUCGAAUCAGCAUUUAAUGGAUUACAUCUUAAGAAAAAUGGAUCGCAUGCAAGAUGAAAGCGCAGACAUUUCCACUCCAAGGAGAGAUGAAUUGCGAAGCAUUUUUGAGAAAAAUUACGAAAAGAAAUUAAAUGAUUGGGACAGCUACGAAGAAGAUGAAUUGAGACCCACUCUUUUUAACGCAUUUAAUUAAAAAUCGUUCGAUUUGGAAUAUUUUCAAAUAAUAU